Messenger RNA from Aspergillus calidoustus, 3105 nucleotides. The record is from the annotation of a GenBank genome assembly. NCBI's taxonomy places the organism in Eukaryota, Fungi, Ascomycota, Eurotiomycetes, Eurotiales, Aspergillaceae.
UUGUAUGCCAGCACUGGCGCCUCUUGGACGACUCCUCCACCAAGGUAUCACGGUGGACGGGCAUUGGACCCCGAGUUUUCUCUCAGAGCAGCACUUGAUCUCCCCGAAGCGUGAGUGAUGGUCUUUUUCGCACGCCAAUGCUGCCAAGUGAAGCGCAAGGCAGGCUAAAUGCAGAGAAUCUACACCAAUCAGCACGCAUCCACAGAUGCGCCCGCGCUGCUUCCCCGCAAAGGGCCUUGGGCCAGUUUCUCGUGUCUGGUUUGGUUUCGCUUUUUCCCCGGCGUUCCAUUCAACCCCAGCAAUUCCAGACCCUGGGUUGCUACCCCAUCCGACUCGCCAUCCUCUUACUGGCGAGGACCAGUUUCUGUGGGGCAUCUGGCUCCAUUUCCCCGGUUGUUAAUUUGUUCUCACCACGGCGUGACCUCCUUUUGCUGACCUUCCCUGCAACAUGGUCAACACUCGCCCUUGCCCAGACGGGACUUGACGCGCCAUCUCUUCCUUUGAGAGCUCACUGGCCCGGCUGAUGCUGGCUUGAUGCCAAGUUUGCCUGAACAUGGGGUGUCGCCAUCUGCCUUGACCCUGGGAUUCGUGGAAUCUAGUUUCUGCGUUCUCUCCAUGGUUUCUCCGUCAACAGUCUCUCAUGAUGCCUCGAAAUCAAAGACCGACGUUAGCAUUGACUUGGUAUCGUUGGUCGGUCGGUUAUCCAGCGUGGUUCGCCUCGAAUCCUAUAACUACCCGGGCCGACCCCCUGGCUGUGAGAAGUUUGACACUGGGCCUGAUAUCCUAUCUGACCUGCGUUGACUGAGAGUUCAGAGGCACACUGUGAUUGCUGAGAACCUGCUACGCAAGCACAUUAGGAUCUGACAACGCUACCCAAGCCAGACACCUUUCCUCCACUUGAUUUGUGAUUACGCCUACACAGACAUCCACAACUCGCAACCAUGUCUUUCCUUCUCAAGAAGCUCGUCCACAAUGACGCGAUGCGAACGGAUCCCCCCGAGAUCUACGGAUGGAGGGUGUAUGCUCUAGCAUGCUCGGCCUGUUUUGGAGGUAUGCUGUUUGGAGUUGAGACUGGAAUUAUCGGCGGUGUCCUUACCAUGGAGCCGUUCAAAGAGUACGUGGUGCUUCCCUUCAUGCCAUGCUUUGCUAACAGGCUUGACUAGGAAAUACGGACUGAGCAACAAGAGUGACAAGGAGCGCGCUGAUCUCUCCGCCAAUAUCGUGUCUACUCUCCAGGCAGGCUGCUUCUUCGGUGCCUUGGCAGCUUCUUUCGUUGCCGAUAGGUUCGGAAGAAGACUCGGUCUGAUGACCGCCUCCUUCGUGGCCAUUCUUGGUGUCAUCAUGCAGGUCGCCGCCAGCGGCCACCUGGAAGCUAUGUAUAUCGGACGUCUGCUCUGCGGUAUCGGUGUCGGUUUCGCCUCCAUGGUCAACCCGCUAUAUGUCUCUGAGAAUGCCCCGCGAGCCAUCCGUGGCGGUCUCACCGGUCUCUACCAGCUCUUCAUCACAAUGGGAAUUAUGCUUGCCUUUUGGAUCAACUACGGCUCGCUCCUUCACAUUAAUGGCACGGCACAGUACCUUGUUCCUCUUGCCAUGCAGGCUCUCCCUGCCAUCCUCCUCUUUAUUGGUAUGCUUCUGUGCAACGAAUCUCCUCGCUGGCUUGCCAAGCAAGAUCGCUGGGAGGAAGCGCGUGCAACUCUCUCUAGCGUCCGCAAUCUCCCAUCGACACACCCUUACGUGGAAGAGGAAUUCCAGGACAUCGUCCGCCAGCUUGAGUUCGAGCGUCAACUUGUUGGCGGUUCCAGCUUCUUGGACCUUCUCAAGGAGAUGUUCUUGAUUGCCGGUAACCGCAAGCGUGCCCUCAUCAGUAUCUUCCUCAUGGUUUGCCAACAGAUGACUGGAACGAAUGCAAUCAACUACUACGCUCCUCAAAUUUUCGAAAAUUUGGGUAUUACUGGUAGCUCCAACGGUCUUUUUGCCACUGGCGUUUAUGGUAUUGUCAAGGUCGUCGGCUGUGCGUUCUUCCUGGUCUUUGUCGCCGACUCCCUUGGCCGUCGCCGCUCUCUCCUCUGGACCUCCAUUGCUCAAGGUCUAACCAUGAUGUACAUUGGUCUCUAUGUACGCAUCGCACCUCCCCAGGAAGGCGAGCCCGUGAUUCCCGCUGGUUACGUUGCCCUUGUGUGCAUCUUCCUCUUCGCCGCCGUCUUCCAGUUCGGCUGGGGUCCCGUCUGCUGGAUCUAUGUUUCUGAGAUCCCGACAAUCCGGCUCCGCAGUCUGAACGUCUCGUUUGCUGCUGCCACACAGUGGCUCUUCAACUUUGUGGUUGCCCGCGCUGUGCCGAAUAUGUUGGCAACUGUUGGUGCCAAUGGAUAUGGAACAUACCUUAUCUUCUCCUGCUUCUGUCUCAGCAUGUUCUUCUUCGUCUGGUUUUUCGUCCCAGAGACAAAGGGUGCGUUACUUCUCUUCUAUAUGAUUCUACAUGCCAUAACAGCAUUCCACUCUUGUACAAUCAGACUGACCAAAGAUCUUCUUCAUACAGGUCUCUCCCUCGAGAAGAUGGACGAACUCUUCGGCGUCACUCACACAAACAACACCAAGGAGCACCCCGACGACACCCCCAGCACCCCCACGGAAAAGUCCGAGGAGGUUCGCAUCGAGAAGACGGUAUAGAAGCCUCCGCGGCCUCACCUGGUUGCUUUAGGCCUUUAUCUCUACUUUCUCCAAGGGAUAUGAUCUGUUUUUGUCUCGCAUGUUUUAUGAAUACCCAGCUGUGCCCUCUUAGUUGCCAAUGGCCCAGUUGAGCGGCUAAAGGGCCGGCUGUAUCAGAUGGAGGGGCUACUUAUUGAUAAAGCAGUAUGUAGCAGCUGUAAUGAAUCACUAAUUUGUCAUUUCGGUUUAGCGGUGUAUAUGGCAACCUAUUUUGUAGCCCACUCCGCAAAAAUGGAAUUUGACUUUACCACGAGUGCAACCGCCACUAGAAUUAAAGUCUCCUUCCUGAUUAGGAAUCCGCGUAAUUACCGCAAGCAUUCUAAGGCUUUAAGCAGCCAGGCAUGGCCAUGGUGAUAAAACUCCAAGGUCAAUUAUUCAUGUCGUUAGCCUAUAAGUCAU